AUGAUGAAUGCUUUUUGGUGGGGUCAUGGGGGCUCAAGCAACAAAGGGUUAAAUUGGCUAUCCUGGGAAAAACUCUUUGUUCACAAGAAUGAUGGUGGGAUGGGAUUCAAAGAUUUGGCAGCCUUUAAUGUGGCAAUGCUCGAGGAAAAACUGGGGCAUAACCCUAGUUUUGUGUGGCGUAGUAUUCUCAGCGCCAAGGUGGUGGUCCGGCAAGGAGCUAGAUGGAAGAUAGGCACCGGCUUUGAUAUUCCUAUCAUUAGUGAACCAUGGAUUGGCUCGGGUUCCAGUAUUCCUCCUGUAGGUGAUGAUAUGGUAGCACUUCAAGUCUUUUCUGUAGGACAUUUAAUUGAUCAAGAGGCUAAAGUCUAG
Molecule: messenger RNA, 369 nt
Organism: Medicago truncatula (barrel medic)
Lineage: Eukaryota; Viridiplantae; Streptophyta; Magnoliopsida; Fabales; Fabaceae
Exons: 2
Coding region: 1-369 (122 amino acids)
Source: RefSeq, a predicted model, not a curated record